CUCGCGACUCUCACUGCCAGUACCACCUUCGCUCCCUUUCUAUGCCGGAAGCAACGUUGACGACGCCAUAGCUAUUUUACAGCGUCCUCUCUUCAUUCUUGUUCGUUUAUCAUGGCUGGGGCCAUUUCAGCGACGCAGGUCCAAAAUGUCCUCGACAAACUUCGCGAUAGUCCCGUCGACAGCAACAACCUCGGCGACAACGUCCUGGGUCCGGUAUACAACUACCUCAUGGGCGUGUCUAAGGAUGGGGAAGAUAUCCAUUGGUUUUGUGGUCGGGCCACUACUACCACCAUCGCAGCUGCAACUUUCCUCAUCAGACUAUUCGCGUAUACCAGCCCCUUAGUGCUGACUUGGAAGGAAAGACUAUCUGUGUGCGUGAUGAGGUGUGCCGAUUGUGCUUGUGGACUGGAGCGGGCAAAAUAUUCUUCCAGGACUACGUAUCUCGCUGCGUUUACCGAGGAAACAAAAGAGGCUUUCUUCUCUAAAUUUGAGCAAUGGGAGCUCCAAUCUGUUUUGGACAAUUUGUCUGGUAUGGGGAUUACUGCAGGACCAGCUGCCACUCCGAAGUUGCUGUCCAAUGUACCCGUUGGCGUCGUUUAUCGCAUAGUUGCCAAUCUCGCUAUCUUCCAAGAUGAUGCUAUUCUCGAAAUCAUCGAUAAGCAUACCCCAGAGGAACCCUUGGCCGGCUGGCCAAAUGACCCUUUUCCUCCGGGCAUGUUUAUUCUGCUUAUGCAUCGGAAUUUACGUGUUCGUCAGUGGGCAAAAGCCCAAUUUGCCAGAUGUUCACAGAUUCCAUUGUCAAAAGAAUCUUUCAGUGGACCAUAUCAUCGUGUUUUGGACAUCCUCGCACACGUCUUCUCAGGCAAUACAGAUCUCGUUCCCGGGACAUUAUCCAAAGUCUCCAAAGCACUGCUCGAUACGCUUUCAUCUGAUAACUCAACUCGUUGGGAUGGAUUCAUUCACGCACUACGGUUGAUACCCCCCGAGGAACUGCUCUACGUGACCUCACAAAAUAUCGAUAUGCGCCGUCUUGUCGUUAGGCACUUGUCUGACCGAGGACCUGAAUUCGUAGUCAUUCUGCGUUGUUUCACCCUUGUUAUGAAGCGACUAGGCGUUAGGUUAUGGCUUGGCGAGGGUCCUGAAUAUCCACAAGUCAUAUUCGAUUCAGUCAAGGACAACGACAUAGGAAUGACUCGAUUGCUUGAAGAGUGUCCUAAAGAGAGGAACAUGUGGUUUCUUUCGUGGUUUGUGGAAUACCUUUCAUUGAUACAUGACACGGCCAUAUAUGCGCAAGUCGUUGCCAAAAUGGCCAACUAUGUAUGUGAAGAGCUCCAAGUAGAACGUUUUGGAGAUGCCCGUCCAUUAGUGAUGUCGUUAGCCGCCAAGUUUCUCAAGUCGCAGAAGAAGGACGAUCAUCACGUAGCGAUAACAAAUGUUCUGGGAAUACACGCUGAGACUUUGGUGUCCGUGGCCUUCUCCAGUUUGUACGCCGGGGUGGAAUGGAAGGGGGCCCGCACAGACACACAAGAUCUGAUUACAGUCAUCAUGAGUCAGGAUCUGUCCGGCAUAUUCAAUGCUGUGUCAAGUCUUGCUCAAGCCUUAGCCUCCAAAAAAGCGCGGUCAAACUUUGCGUCGCUGGAUCUCAGACAUUCCAUAUGGAAGAGAACAUUUGCUGCUUUGCAGAUCAAUUACGAUGAAGGAAUCGUAGUCAUUUUGCCCGUUAUGGCCCAAGUCGCCCAUUUGGAUCGCAUGAAUGAAGCUGCGUUUCGUAAAGUUGCGAGCAUCUCAAGAGGUUCGAAUCUUCUGUCAGAAGUAAACACAUUUCUGGCUGCCGUCAAAACAGAUUUUCUUGCUUCCAUUUCAAACUAUUCUGAUCGGAACUCCUCAUCGUCUGCUCUCGAAGUUCUUCAGCGACCGGGGAUCGUCAAGAGUGUUGUUAAGCUGAUGCUCUCUCCCGUAGAAGACCUGCAGUUAGCUGGACAGACCGUGGUGGGCCUGGCGUUUGAUGCUGAUGUACGUAUGGACUGUUUCCGCGCUCUGCUAGGAAAUCAUCCAGAUGCGACGUUGGAAGGAAUCCUUGAAUACCUGUCGACUUUCAGAGACCAUUCGUAUACCGUCCCCGAGACGUGCAGUCAGUCGAAGUCGCUCGUCCGUUGCUUGACCGAUAUCAUGGAGGUUUUGUGCGCAACUCCGAACGGGCUUCUCAACAAUGCCCGCUUCUUACGUUCCUCCGAUCCUCAGGGUCCCGCGUCACAGUUACCGUGGCUCUGGACCUCCAUGAACCAAACAUUAGCGCUCAUUUUUAAGCGUACACCUUUAUGGGCACGAUAUUAUGACAACGAAGAGAUGAUUGUCUGGAUGCGGGAUGCCCUCAUCUUUGGGCGCGAAAUGCUAGCAGAGCGCGGUGCAUUCGAAUCGGCGGCAAGCACCAUUAUUACACGGUUGCAGAGCAGUAUAACCAAACGGAUGUUGAACGACAUGCAGCAAAUUUUGACGGAACUGACGCGCUGGUUACGCCUCACGGAUGAAGAACUCUUGCAUCAAUCGUUUACUCUCAUUGAAUCUCUUUUUAUCUGCUUCAAGGAGAACAAAGUCGCUCCCCAGAAGGACGUCGUUGAUAGGUUGAAGCGGUAUCUGAAAGAGGCACGGGAAAGUAAUACACCGGAUAGUCCUCGCACUCGUCUGUCACCGAGUAAGCUCAGCAAGCUACAAGCUAUCCUCGUUUCUUUCGAGGAUGAAAAAGAGAAAGAGACAGAAAUUGUACCGGUUGUUCCUAAGCCGGAGCCUAUCCUUAUCUCCACUGACGACGACGACGACGAUGAUGACGACGUGGAGGUCGUAGAGAAAUGGGAACUCAAGAACAAAGGGAAAUCUGUCAAGGCCAUACGCAGUGAUGGCAAAAAUCUUGCCAAAGCAGCCCUUCCUUCGCGUUCAACUUCCACAAAGCCUUCCAAGCCUUUCAAGCCCCCAAAAUCAUCCUAUUUCAGCGAGAAAGACCAACUACUACUGGACCAAACUGUUGCCAUCCCAAAAUUCCGCAGACCGAGUGGUUCUACCUCACUGGCCGGCUCAUCGAAGCUCCCUCCCGCACGCCCCAGCGACGGUUCCACGAAUGGAGGCUCUUCUAGAGCCACCACUGUUUCUCGAAAUGACUCAGAGUCUAGCGAGGAAGAGAGCGAGGAAGAGUCUCAAGGCGCUAUUUUACGUUCUAUGGCUGACAAGAAGAAAGCUCUGAGCCAGCUGCCGAAGAUACGGAAAGUACCCGAACGCCGUCAAAUCAAAACCAUUGAUGUAGCAACUGGAAAGAACGCCAUGGAAGAACGGCUGAGACAGCAGCGCGAAGCAGAUGCACAGCGGCGAUUGUCCGCGAGGAUGAAUCCUGAUGUAUCAGGGCUUCAUCGUGCUCUUCUGUCGUGGGAUUACAGCCAUCAAGGACCUAUUCCUCCGGGCGAAAAUCUACGGCCGAUGCGUGUACCAGACAACUUCACCGAUUCUGCGCAUUACGGAAGAAUCUUUGAGCCUCUCCUGUUACACGAGUUGUGGGCCCAAAUCGAAGAUACCAAGCAGAAUGCUCUCGAGUUCUAUUCCUGUACCAUCAGUGCAAGAAGCCACAGUGACACCUGGGUCGAUAUUGAAGUUGCUGUCCAGGAAGGAGUUCAGAAGGACUGGUACUUAAUGGACAGUGACGUCAUUCUUCUCCAAAGCCGUGAAAGCAACAAAUCCAUCAUGGCCAAAGCGAGUGGCUCGAAGCAAAGCAGUUCUGGCCUCGCUUGUCGACUUCGUAUUGUGGCCGACGGAAACGAUCAUGGACUCCAAAUUAACACUAUCUGGAAGCUUGCCAAGUUGUUCAGCUUAAGCACCAUUCAUCGCGAAUAUUCUGCUCUCGUCACUCUUCCUUACUACGAUAAUGUUGACACUAUACUGUGGCCUCAGCUUGCCCCUCCGCCGUCAGUGGACCCUAAGGACAUCCAACGGACAAUGCAAAUGUAUCGAGUCAAUGAACCUCAAGCCGCUGCUAUUGAGAGCGCUUUGAAGACUAAAGGAUUUGUUCUGAUUCAAGGACCCCCGGGCACUGGGAAAACGUCCACGAUCUGCGGUCUUAUUGCUGCUUCUAUAUCUCGGCGACCACGACCAAUUACCCAUCCUGGAAAACCACCACCUCUCGUCCCAAAGAUCCUUUUAUGUGCCCCGUCUAACGCUGCCAUCGAUGAGAUUGUUUAUCGCCUCAAAGAGGGUUAUCGAGGAUCACAGAAAACCCCUAUGCCUAUCAAAGUCGUGCGUACGGGCGCCAUAAAUUCUAUAUCGCCGAUGGUGAAAGACGCAUCAUUGGAUGCUUUGGUAGACGAGAAGUUGGGUAACAAGGCACAGCCGCUGAAGGAUAUGGAAAACCAGCUAGCUGCACUUCAGACGGAGCUGGCAAACAUCAAAGCGCAGAAGACCCUCAAGCAAACAGAGUUGGACUCAGUGAGCGAUAAUGUGGCCAGAAAACAUAGCUUGGACGGAGAAAUCCGUGAAUUGAACAAUCGUCGAACGGCCAUAUCGCAGCGGUUGGACAGCGUCAAGGAUCAAGGACGUUCGGAUUCGAGGUUAAUGGAUACCAAUCGACGUAGAGCUACAGAUGAGGUCAUGGCUGAAGUUGAUGUCAUAUGUACCACCUUGAGCGGUGCAGGCCACAGGGACAUGGCACAGCAGAUGGAUUUUGAUAUGGUCAUCAUCGAUGAAGCUGCCCAAGCCAUAGAACUGAGCUCCUUGAUCCCGUUGAAGUAUCGGUGUACAAGAUGUGUGAUGGUAGGAGAUCCCCAGCAGCUACCACCCACCGUGCUGUCGACAGAAGCGACCAAGUACAUGUAUAACCAGUCUCUCUUUGUUCGUCUUCAGCGGUCGAGACCGGAAGCCGUUCAUCUUCUCAGCAUACAAUACCGGAUGCACCCUGAGAUAAGCCGUCUUCCCAGUCGCCUAUUCUACAAUGGCCGUCUUCUUGAUGGCCCAUCGAUGGACAAAAAUACCUUUCAACCAUGGCACAAAUCGUCAAAAUUCGGUGUGUACAAAUUCUUCAACGUCGCCAAUUCGAGAGAGGAGGGCGCUAGGGGAAAGACUUACAAGAAUGUUUCUGAGGCACGAGUUGUCCGUGCUUUGUACAAUCGGUUAAUAAAGCAGUUCAAGGAUAAGGAGGACCUUCGGGUGGGCAUCAUAACUCCUUACCGGGGCCAAGUCCUCGAGCUGCGUAGGCUAUUUGAAGAGGAGUUUGGGAGAGAGAUAUCGAACAAGGUAGCUUUCAACACGGUCGACGGCUUUCAGGGACAAGAGAAGGAUGUGAUCAUACUUUCGUGUGUGAGGGCCGGGCCGGGGGUAAUGAGCGUAGGUUUUUUGGCUGAUGUAAGACGAAUGAAUGUUGCGCUAACUCGAGCCAAAUCCAGUGUCUUCAUUGUGGGACAUGCGCCGACCCUCGAGAGGAGCGACGGGUUCUGGACGCAGAUUGUAAUCGAUGCUCGAGAUAGGAACUGUUUUAUUGAUGCUGAUGUAAAUUACUUUACUUCGCCGGACACCGAACAACAGCAAAGCACCCUGGUCCAGAAGAAGUCUUCUUCGAAAGCCCUAGCCGCUUUAGCACCAGCGAUCCCAUCGAACUUGGUGACUCCUCAGCAACUCAAGGCUGCUGUAGACCGGUCGUCAACAUUCAAAAGCUCUAGUCAGGUUGCGGGAAGUGAAACUGAACUAUCCAAAGGUAUUAAGCGGAAAGUAUCUAGCACUGAAAUGCCGCCUCCAACCCAACCGCAACCACUGCACCAGUCACGAUCAUCUCCUUAUGAUGAAGGGCCUCCGAAACCUCCACCUCACAACAAGAAGAAGAAGAAGAAAGAGACCUCAAUAUUCAUUCCAAAGAAGCGGCGUGGGGACGAUAAUCACGGGGCAGGACCAUCGGCAAAUAGACCGAGGUUGAAUUAGAUUCUCUUCAUUUGCACUGCAUCAUCUGGUUUCACUUCCCAUUAUCAUUGGACACGCGCACAUAAUUUAUUGGCUUUUGUUAUAGCUGUCGACAUUUCGUCUAAUUUCAUCUAUUGCAUAGUUAAUACCCUUCCUAGUACAUCUAAGUACGCCUGUAUUCAUUCUUCAGCACCUCCGAUGCCCUGGUUAAUCUUCGAACACGAAAAGUGAGGCCAAUUUUUAACUCUAAAAACACCAGCGGAGCCAUUG
Molecule: messenger RNA, 6195 nt
Organism: Guyanagaster necrorhizus
Lineage: Eukaryota; Fungi; Basidiomycota; Agaricomycetes; Agaricales; Physalacriaceae
Exons: 11
Coding region: 112-5946 (1944 amino acids)
Biological process (GO): termination of RNA polymerase II transcription
Cellular component (GO): nuclear body
Molecular function (GO): helicase activity; transcription termination site sequence-specific DNA binding; ATP hydrolysis activity
Source: RefSeq, a predicted model, not a curated record